CCACAAACUACAAGUCCCGGCAGCCCUUGCGAGGGCGGCUGUUUUUCCUUCCCCCCCCCCCGCCGCCUUCCGUCCCUCCGGUGUCUCCGGGUGUUGCAGAUCCAGAAGGCUCGCCGGACCCGUCUCGCUUCGCCAGGAAGGGGGGGGUCUGUCCAGGAGGCCCCCAAAGGAGGUUGCAGGAGCCCCCUCCCCAGCCCCCCCGCCCCGAAGGUUGCCCCAUCGCCCCUUCCUCUAGAACCGCAGAUCAAAUUAUAGGGGAGGAGUUGAAUUAAAAGACAAAUUGAAAGGCAGGAGGGCCAGACUCCCACCAGCUCACCCAGCCAUCCUGGACUCCCCCCCGGACUGUGGGGCCUGGAUGGACACCUCGGAGGCCAACAGCACCACGGAGGAGGAAGAGGAGAAAAUGGCGGCCGAGCAGCGUCCCAGGACCCGCUCCAACCCAGAGGGGGCCGAGGACCGGACCCUCAGCAUGCAGGCCAGCGUGGGGAGCCGAAGCGAAGGGGAGGGGGAGGCGGCCAGCACCACCACCACCACCACCCUGCCCCCCAGUGCUGCCGUCCAAGCCCCCAACGGCAAGACCUGGCUGGCCCCGACCCCUCCCUCCGAGUUCCAGGUCCGGACGCCGCGGGUGAACUGCCCAGAGAAAGUGAUCAUCUGCUUGGAUCUCUCGGAGGAAAUGUCCCACCCGAGACUGGAGUCGUUCAAUGGGCUGAAGACCAACGCCCUCAACAUCUGCCAGAAGAUGAUCGAGAUGUUUGUCCGCACCAAGCACAAGAUCGACAAGAGCCACGAGUUUGCGCUGGUGGUGGUGAACAACGACGUCACUUGGCUUUCCGGCUUCACCUCUGAGCCCCGGGAGGUUUGCAGCUGCUUGUACGACCUGAAGACCAUCCUCUGCAAGUCCUUCAAUCUGGAUGGCCUUUUCAACCUGAUACAGCAGAAGACGGAGCUCCCGGUGAUGGAGAACAUCCAGACCAUCCCGCCGCCUUACGUGGUCAGGACCAUCUUGGUCUACAGCCGCCCCGCUUGCCAGCCGCCCGUGGUGAUGACCGAGCAGAUGAAGAAAAUGCUCCAGUGCCCUUAUUUCUUCUUCGACGUGCUCUACAUCCACAACGGCAUUGAGGAGAAGGAGGAGGAAGUCACCUGGAAGGAGACCUUUGCCGCCUUCAGCAACCUGGACGCCAAGGGCACCAACUACAAGUACGAGGUCUCCCUGAGCGGCCCAGCUGUGGAGCUGCACAACUGCAUGGCGAAACUCCUGGCCCACCCGCUGCAGCGGCCCUUCCAGACCCACGCCUCCUACGGCAUGCUGGAAGAGGAGGAGGAGGAGGAGGAGGGGGCCCCCGAGAUGGAGGCCGUGGUCUGAGCCUCCCCGCCGGCUGGGAGGAAGCAGGGAGGCCCCCUGCCACCCUCAGCGGGCGAGGGGGCUGUGAGGAAGACCCCUGCGAGACCCCCCUCGGGGGAAUUUCCACAGGUGGCUGGGACCCCCUGCUCCCCCCCCCCAGGAGGACGAAAGAAGGCCCCCUGGAGGGGGGGCUGCUUCCCGGGGGAAUGAAAAGCCGGGGUGAGGGGGUUUGUUUCAGGGUCGGUUGGUUAAAAAAUGUGAUCUACUUUUCCUGCGAGUCAGAUCUCGAAUCUUCCACAGCUGGACUCCAGUAAAGUUUGGCAAAAUCUU
Molecule: messenger RNA, 1675 nt
Organism: Thamnophis elegans (Western terrestrial garter snake)
Lineage: Eukaryota; Metazoa; Chordata; Lepidosauria; Squamata; Natricidae
Product: BRISC and BRCA1-A complex member 1-like
Exons: 10
Coding region: 356-1366 (336 amino acids)
Biological process (GO): protein K63-linked deubiquitination; double-strand break repair; mitotic G2 DNA damage checkpoint signaling
Cellular component (GO): BRISC complex; nuclear body; BRCA1-A complex
Source: RefSeq, a predicted model, not a curated record